UCAAAUAAGGAAGCAAACUUUUUUUUAUAGAGUGAACAAAAAUGGAAACAACUUGCUGAACUUGCCCUGUCUCAGUGUCAGUUUCUACUUGCCCAAGAAUGUCUACAUCAUGCCCAAGACUUUGGAGGGCUGCUCUUGCUUGCAGCCUCAACAGGAAAUGCUGCUAUGGUCAGUCGACUAGGAGAAAGUGCAGAAAGUUCAGGAAAAAACAAUGUAGCGUUUCUGUCUCACAUGCUGUUGGGCCAAAAAGAGAAGGCUUUGGAAGUCUUGAUAAACACCAGCAGGCUACCUGAAGCAGCCUUCUUUGCUCGCACAUAUCUCCCAAGCCAAAUUUCUAGGGUAGUAAAGCUGUGGAAAGCAGGUGUCAUGAAAAGUAACGAAAAAACAGCCCAAGCUUUAGCUGAUCCAGAAGAAUAUGAAAAUCUCUUCCCUGGACUUCAAGAAGCAAUCAAGGCAGAAAUAUACCUGAAGAAAGAAAGUGGGAAUUUAUCACCAGCAGCUAAUUAUCUGACACAUCCUAUGACUCAUGAGAGAAAUGUGGUAAGUGAAAUGCAGGAAGCUGAAGUGGCUGGAAAGUUUGAGUAUUCUGUAGCAGAUACGCUGAAAGAAGUUAAGAAUCCUAGUCCAGAACAACUUAGUCCUAGAGACAGAGAUGAGAAUGUGGAAGAACUAAAUGUGGGUACUGUGGAUAUUUCCCAAAUUGAAGAAGAAUUGGAGCUAGACAUCAACAACUUGGUCUUAGAUGAAAACAUUGACACAUCAGAAAUAAACUUGGAUGAAGAUUUAUUAAGUGAAGAUUGAAAGCAUUCCAUUAUUUGUUCUGUAAAAUCUUUACAGUCACUUUUUUCAUGGUAAGCAGGUUAUUUGAAGGUGUUACAUUUGGAGAUCCAAACAACAUAAUUAUGUAAAAGUGUAGUCUGUUAAUAAAAUAUACAUUGCAAUUAAUUUGUAUCAGA
Messenger RNA from Limulus polyphemus (Atlantic horseshoe crab), 956 nucleotides. Its product is annotated as coatomer subunit beta'-like. NCBI's taxonomy places the organism in Eukaryota, Metazoa, Arthropoda, Merostomata, Xiphosura, Limulidae. The transcript has 6 exons. Gene Ontology annotation, molecular function: structural molecule activity. Bases 166 to 801 code for a protein of 211 amino acids. The record is from RefSeq and is a predicted model, not a curated record. Gene Ontology annotation, biological process: vesicle-mediated transport; intracellular protein transport. Gene Ontology annotation, cellular component: membrane coat.